AAUGAAGGACACAAGAGUACCACUUUGGAAUUCAGAUUUGAAACAGCAUCUACCCUUUCCAACUUCCAAAUUCACUGUGUGCACUUCAAUUCCAUCCAACACAAACGUCCCUUUAUGCCUCUUUCAGCUGACUUUUCCUCUUCUGGCAAACAACCCUUCAUGUUUUGACCUUGCUCAUGCUACAGCCAUGGAUAUGAAACGUUGACUGUCUUUGGAAUUGAGAGAGCCAAACACCAAGAUCACAAAAAUUUGAUCUUGCAACUACCCUUUUGUGUUUUUGGUGCUGGCAAAGAGGAAAGCAAUGAGCUUGAAGAAAAGGGGUCUUUCAAAUAACAUUGAAGAGGCUGCAGUUGACUUCUUCAACCAUCUCUUGCAGGAGAAGCCAAGGAUUCCAGUUUUCAUUCCUGUGAUUCUGAUUGCUUGGGCUGUUGAGAGAUGGCUCUUCUCUGCCUCCACUUGGGUUCCUCUUGCACUUGCUGUGUGGACCACUAUACAGUAUGGGAGAUACCAACGCAAACUGCUUGUGGAGGACUUGGAUAAGAAAUGGAAGCGAAUCAUACUAAAUGUCUCGCCCAUCACACCAUUGGAGCACUGUGAGUGGCUCAAUAAGUUGUUGACAGAAGUCUGGUCCAACUACUUUAAUCCCAAGUUUUCAAUAAGGCUAUCUGCUAUAGUUGAGAAACGUUUAAAGCUCCGGAAACCAAGACUACUAGAAAGAGUUGAGCUGCAGGAGUUUUCACUAGGAUCAUGCCCUCCUAGCUUGGCUCUGCAAGGGAUGCGGUGGUCAACUAUUGGUGAUCAGCGAUUCCUGCAACUGGGUUUUGAUUGGGAUACAAGUGAAAUGAGCAUUUUGUUGCUUGCUAAGCUUGCAAAGCCAUUGAUUGGAACUGCUCGAAUUGUGAUUAACAGUCUUCAUAUCAAGGGUGAUCUUCUUAUUACACCAAUUCUAGAUGGAAAAGCACUUCUGUAUUCUUUUGUAUCAACUCCUGAGCUGAGAAUAGGAGUUGCCUUCGGAAGUGGCGGAAGCCAGUCACUUCCUGCCACUGAGUGGCCUGGUGUUUCUUCUUGGCUGGAAAAGCUUUUUACUGACACCUUGGUUAAAACCAUGGUGGAACCUCGGCGUCGUUGUUUCACUUUGCCUGCAGUUGAUUUAAGGAAAAAAGCAGUUGGAGGCAUUAUAUAUAUUAGAGUGAUUUCAGCAAAUAAACUUUCUAGGAGUUGCUUUAAGACAUCUAGGAGGCAGCCAAAUGGUACAACCAACGGUUGUUCAGAGGACAAUUUUGAUCACAAGGACCUAGAGACAUUUGUAGAGGUAGAAGUGGAGGAGUUAACCAGGAGAACAGAUGUCAGACUUGGUUCAACCCCCAGAUGGGAUGCACCAUUCAAUAUGGUUUUACAUGAUAAUGCGGGAACUCUUCGAUUCAAUCUUUAUGAGUGUCUUCCCAACAAUGUGAAGUGUGACUAUCUAGCAAGUUGUGAAGUCAAGUUGAGGCACGUUGAAGAUGAUUCAACAAUAAUGUGGGCCAUAGGACCUGAUUCUGGAGUCAUAGCAAAGCAAGCAAUGUUUUGUGGAGAUGAAAUUGAAAUGGUUGUCCCGUUUGAGGGGGCCAACUCUGGAGAGUUGAAGGUGAGCGUUGUAGUAAAAGAGUGGCAAUUUUCUGAUGGUUCACAUAGUUUGAACAGUCUCCGGAGUAGCAGCUCUCAGCAGUCAAUUAAUGGAUCACCAAAUCUUCAGUUAAGAACCGGAAGGAAACUUAGUGUAACUGUUGUAGAAGGAAAGGAUCUUGCUGCAAAAGACAAAUCUGGAAAAUUUGAUCCAUACAUCAAAUUGCAAUAUGGAAAGGUUGUCCAGAAAUCAAGGACUGUUCAUACUCCAAAUCCUGUCUGGAAUCAGACGUUUGAAUUCGAUGAGAUUGGUGGUGGGGAAUACUUAAAAAUAAAGGCCUUUACUGAAGAAAUUUUUGGAGAUGAAAACAUUGGUAGUGCACAUGUGAAUUUGGAAGGACUUGUUGAUGGCUCAGUCAGGGAUGUAUGGAUCCCUCUUGAAAGAGUGCGUUCUGGAGAAUUAAGACUUCAAAUAGCAGUUAGAGCGGAUGACCAAGAAGGAUCAAAGGGUUCGGGUUCAGGGUCAGGGUCAGGCAAUGGUUGGAUUGAACUUGUUCUGAUAGAGGGAAGGGAUCUUGUUGCUGCUGAUCUCAGAGGCACAAGUGAUCCAUAUGUGAGGGUACACUACGGAAACUUUAAGAAAAGGACAAAGGUCAUAUACAGAACUCUUAACCCUCAGUGGAACCAGACCUUAGAAUUCCCUGAUGAUGGAAGUCCCCUAAUGCUUUAUGUCAAGGAUCACAAUGCAUUACUACCCACAUCAAGUAUAGGUGAAUGUGCUGUAGAAUAUCAAAGGUUGCCUCCAAACCAGACAGCCGACAAGUGGAUACCUCUCCAAGGGGUGAAAAGGGGUGAAAUUCACAUCCAAAUUACCAGAAAAGUUCCAGAGAUGCAGAAGAGGCAAAGUCUAGACUCUGAACCUUCCUUGAGUAAACUACACCAAAUUCCUAACCAGAUAAAACAGAUGAUGAUCAAGUUCAGGUCCUUCAUAGAGGAUGGAAAUCUAGAAGGACUCUCCACCACAUUGAGUGAGCUAGAAACACUAGAGGAUACACAAGAAGGGUAUAUAGUCCAACUAGAGACUGAGCAAAUGCUUCUUCUCAGCAAAAUAAAGGAACUUGGCCGAGAGAUCAUUAAUUCUUCUCCUUCGCUGAGCAGGAGAUCUUCUUCAGCUGGAAACUGAUCUGCAUCAACUUGGUAUUUAUUAUUUAAUGUUUUCCCAUGCACAAUAUUUGCUUAUGGGAAUCAUCAAGGACAGAUUUUGUACAUGUUUCACAAAUAGAUAGUCUUCUUAUACAUAUAGGUUGUACAUGGUUAUUUGAUUAUUAUUAUUUUUUUUUGCUCUUGUAAGUUCUUUUCUGGGGAGGGGGAUGCAUAAUAAUGGAAGGAGUUACUGUACUCACACUUGCACAGGAAACUAGGUUCAAUGACUCUGGCUGGAUUUCUGUAUAAUGUCAAUAGAAAAAAGAAUCAUUUGCUGUUAUAUUGUGCUUCAAAGGAAUGAUACAUUUCGUAAAGAUGAAUCUGUAACUGUUGUUAUCUGUUUU
Cajanus cajan (pigeon pea) is the source of this 3152-nucleotide messenger RNA. NCBI's taxonomy places the organism in Eukaryota, Viridiplantae, Streptophyta, Magnoliopsida, Fabales, Fabaceae. The record is from RefSeq and is a predicted model, not a curated record.